Molecule: messenger RNA, 1926 nt
Organism: Seminavis robusta
Lineage: Eukaryota; Bacillariophyta; Bacillariophyceae; Naviculales; Naviculaceae
Source: the annotation of a GenBank genome assembly
AUGUGGCCCUACCAACGGACCCCAGUGCAGAGCCUCCAGAAAGCUGCAGAAUUCGUUUUCGUGGACGACCCUUCAAGAAAUGAAGAGUCAGGCUGCCUUAACGACAAGGAAGUUGUGUUGGCAGCAGUUACCCAAACGCCACUGGCGCUGAAAUAUGCAGCAGAUGAUCUGAGGGACGACAAGGCAGUGGUCUUGGCAGCUGUCACUCCACCUGAGUCCUUUUCAAUCAACAGAUCCAAUUAUGCCUUUUAUGGGUCCUCCUAUGCCCUCUCGCAUACGUCGGAACGUCUCAGGAAUGACAAGCAAAUCGUCCUUGAAGCCGUCAAGAACGACUACUUUGCUCUCAAACAUACUUCUCACAAUCUGCAAUCAGACAAACAGGUAGUGCUGACUGCGGUAUCCAACCAUGGAGACGCCCUUCAGUUUGCUCAUGAAUCCAUGAAGAACGAUCCAGAGGUUGUCUGGAAAGCAACCAAAGGGGAAGGAGAGAAAUUGGAAUCGGAUGGGUCCUACAAGUGCUCGUUUGAAUUUGCAGGGGCCGAGAUUAGAGACGACCGUGCCUUUGUCCUCCAAAUGGUGGCUCGCAACCCUAGGGCGUUGCUGUUUUGCUCCAAACGGCUGCAAGAUGACAAGGCAAUUGUCAUGGCCUCGGUUACCAAGUAUGGCUGGGCAUUGGAGUAUGCUUCCCUGCGAUUACAGGCAGACCGAGACGUUGUCAUGGCUGCCAUGGUCAAAUUUGGUUCCAACGCGCUUCAGUUUGCGGCAGAGCCAAUGAAGGAGGACAAAGACUUUCUCAUUCAAGGCCUGUCCGAGAAUGGAGUGGCAUUGAAGUAUGUGGCGGCACAGUUGCUAGGGGAUAAGGAUGUCGUUCUUGCAGCAGUCCAGAAUUACGGCCAUGCUUUGUUACAUGCCAACAACAAUCUGCAGGCGGACCACGGUGUCGCCCUGGCUGCGGUCCAAAGCGCAGGUGGGGCCCUCCGUUUCGUAUCCCUCGAUCUGGUUUCCAGUAGUAAAGGAAGAGAUAUUGUAAUGGCGGCAUUGACCCAAGAUGGAAAAUCCCUCGAGUACGCACCGGCAAACUACAAGGAUGACAAGCAAGUCGUAUCUGUGGCAGCUGCCCAAAGUGGAGAAGCCUUGCAGCAUGCCUCUCUUCGUCUACAAGGAGACAAGACCAUCGUUCUCUCCCCAGUUCGGCAGAAUGGAAAGUGCCUCAAUGGGGCUUCCGCCCAACUGCGGGCCGACAAGGACUGCGUGCUUGCUGCCAUAUCCAACCAACCCGAGUCCCUCAAGUUUGCCUUGGGAGGGCUCAACCAAGACCGAGAUUGCUUGGUCAUGGCUGGCAUCUGGGAUGAGCAGAAAACCAAAACUGCAGAUCCGUCCACAGAGGAAGCGCUUGUGAAAACCGAACGACAAACAGCAGCCACUACACCAACUGCAACACAAUUCACGCUGCUUUUGAAGGAGCAUUCUUACAUUCAAGAUGGCGGAUUCAUGGUCUAUUCUCCGAAUGCAUUCAACAAGGGCACGUGUGAUCCAGAAUGGACCGAAUUCGACUGGCCCUGUCGUGGCACCUUUGAGACUUGCAGCAAAGAUCCAUCUCUCAAAACUGGAGUUCCAAUAGAGUCAGAAUGCUGCUGGCGAUACUCAUUUCGCUAUCACUUGGAAGAGGCUGAGCGAAGCCAUGGAUUUAUGAUUCAGGUGGUGGAGUUGAAUCCAGUUGGAUAUCAUUGCAUUUUAACCCCUGAAUUGGGGAAGGGACAAUCCAUUGAAAAAGACAUGGCUCAGGAGGUUGGGAUUCAAAUCUUUGUCGCAGAGCAACCCAUCUCUCCUCGAGACUUUGAAGAACCUGGUCAGUUUACCAGAGAGGACAUUGAGAGAUUGGUGGAUGAAAUUCGGGAAUGGUACGAAACAUGGUCUCCCACUUGA